Heteronotia binoei (common prickly gecko) is the source of this 1582-nucleotide messenger RNA. It is a transcript of the gene CD96, whose product is annotated as CD96 molecule. The record is from RefSeq and is a predicted model, not a curated record. Lineage: Eukaryota; Metazoa; Chordata; Lepidosauria; Squamata; Gekkonidae. Bases 1 to 1542 code for a protein of 513 amino acids. Gene Ontology annotation, biological process: inflammatory response; cell-matrix adhesion. The transcript is spliced from 11 exons.
AUGGCAAUCAGAUGGCCAUUUCAGGCAUAUUAUUGGCUCAUCCUGACACAUUUUGUCAGAGCCCAGUCUGAGAUCACCAUAAAGAAUGAGGAAACUGUCUAUGCCAUGCCUGGCAGUGAUGUGACUCUUCAUUGUUGCAUUCUGAAACGAGAUGGAAUCCACAUCACACAAACUCAGUGGUCAAAAGUGGAUGCCACCUUCCCAUCCAGGAUAGCUGUAUAUAAUCCUGACUAUGGCAUUAAAUACUUGCAUUUUGCUGAAAUGAAUUACAGCCAUUCUGUAAACUUCAGUCAACAAUGCCACCAUCACCAGCCAGACUUGAACAGAAAUUCCAGUGACAGUCAUUCUACAGCAAACAACACAAAAUGCAACCAAUGGAGUUUACAGCUGAAUAAUGUUAGUCUGGAACAGACAGGACAUUAUGAGUGCAGCUUUGCUACAUAUCCAACUGGAAUAAGAAGCUCAGAAAUAAACCUCAUUAUUAAGAAGCCUGUUGAGAGAAGUUCUGUGGUAAGAGUAUUAUUGAACCAGACGCUGGAAAUUCCAUGCUUUAAAGGCAUGAAUUCUUCAUUCCUGGCUAAUGCUACUUUGAAAUGGCUAAUGAAAGAAACUGGAAAUGAAGAGAUACUUAUAACCAAACAGCCUUUUUACCCUCCUGGGUAUAGAAUCAAUGACACAGUAUAUAAGGAAAGAAUCCAUGUGGGUCCAGAAAACACACUGAGAAUAUCACCUGUCUCCAUUCUUGAUGAUGGCAAGAAAUUUGUCUGUUAUCUCACCUACCAAUCUGGAAUGAAGAGCACCACUGAAGUGAAAGUAUUUGUCAAACCAGAAAUCUCUGCUGUCCUCCACACAAGCAUAAUAGGAAAGGCUACUCUUACUUGUGUAGUAAGAAGGGCAUUUCCCAAGCCGAACCUCUUAUGGUACAUGGAUAGAAAGAUUCUGAAGAACAACUCUAAAGGAACAUUUCUUGAAAAUAAAGAUAUAGAGGAUGUAAAAGGUUUUCAUGAGAUGAGAUCACUGUUGACAAUAUGGGAUACAUUUCAGCCACUCAUUCCUCAGACUUUCAGAUGCAUGGCUGUCUACCUUUUCCCAGGAAAUGAACAGUGGAAUGUUUCCUCCAAAGAAAUACGUCUUCCUUUGAGAAUGGAGGAUUCGACCAUUGUAGCCUCAAAAGCCUCGAUGCAUGCCACCCUGCAUCAGAUCCUGACACUACCAGGAUACAAUCUAUCUACCAAAAGAGUGAUUGACCUGACCUCACAGACUAUAACUAGCUCUUCACCCACUGUCAAGGGUGGAUUUAAUCUUACUGGUGUCACAAUGAAUCCAGGAUCCCGGCAUUUCUCCUGGCCAGCAUUUGUGGCAGCAUUACUUUUCAUCUGCAGUUUCUUAAUGAUUUUGGGAAUCAGAACAUGGUGCCGUUAUCAAAAAGAAAUUAUGAACAGGCCGCCAUCUUUCAAGCCUCCACCUCCUCCAAUCAAGUACAUGUCUAUGCAGGAAUGUGAGGGCGCUUACCCACCCUGCCAGGAACUGGAGAAUCUGUAAUGGGCCUGAAAUGUUCCAACAGAACAAUGGGUUCUUUCAU